GGGGCGUGGGGAGGCAAGGGAGCAGCUCGGUGGGAGCCAGGGCGGAGAUCUCCUGCCUGGCCUCUAGACUCGGCCCAGCCUUUGACCCUCGGUCCCCCGCCACUGCUCUGCUGGCGGCUACCCGGGAACCGGUGCCCCGGCCACAGCUCGCUCCUUUCCGUCCCAAGCACCGAGCGGAGCGCAGCACCCCCGCGCCGGCGGUAUGGCGCUGUCCUGGAGGAGCUGGCUGGCCAACGAAGGGGUUAAACACCUCUGUCUGCUUGUUUGGCUGUCCCUAAAUGUCCUGCUUUUCUGGAAAACCUUCCUGCUGUACAACCAAGGGCCAGAAUACUACUACAUCCACCAGAUGUUGGGCCUAGGAUUGUGUUUGAGCAGAGCUUCUGCAUCUGUCCUGAACCUCAACUGCAGCCUGAUCCUUUUACCCAUGUGCCGCACAGUCCUGGCUUACCUUCGCGGAUCACAGAAGGUCCCUAGCAGGAGAACAAGAAGAUUGUUGGACAAAAGCAAGACUCUACAUAUCACCUGUGGCAUAACUAUUUGUAUUUUCUCAGGUGUGCAUGUAGCUGCCCACUUGGUGAACGCCCUGAACUUCUCAGUGAACUAUAGUGAACAUUUCCUUGCACUGAAUGCAGCAAGAUACCAGAAUGAGGAUCCCAGAAAGCUUCUCUUCACAACUGUUCCGGGCCUGACAGGUGUCUGCAUGGUGGUGGUAUUGUUCCUCAUGGUUACAGCUUCUACCUAUGCAAUAAGAGUUUCUAAUUAUGAUAUCUUCUGGUAUACUCACAACCUCUUCUUUGUCUUCUACAUGCUGCUGCUGCUGCAUGUUUCGGGUGGCUUGUUGAAGUAUCAAACCAAUUUAGACACUCACCCUCCUGGCUGUAUCAGUCUUAACCGGACCCCAUCUCAGAAUAUGUCCAUAGCAGACUACGUCUCAGAACAUUUUCAUGGAUCUUUGCCUGGAGGGUUUUCAAAAUUAGAAGAUCAUUACCAGAAAACACUGGUGAAGAUUUGCCUGGAAGAACCCAAGUUCCAAGCUCAUUUCCCACAGACCUGGAUUUGGAUUUCUGGACCUUUGUGCCUAUACUGUGCUGAGAGACUUUACCGAUGCAUCCGGAGCAACAAACCUGUCACCAUUAUCUCAGUAAUCAAUCAUCCCUCAGAUGUCAUGGAACUCCGUAUGAUCAAAGAAAACUUUAAAGCAAGACCUGGCCAGUAUAUUAUUCUACAUUGUCCCAGUGUAUCAGCAUUAGAAAACCACCCAUUUACUCUCACAAUGAUAAUGAGCUCUGUUUGGGUCUGUCAGAAAAGAUGGCAGCUCUGGCCCGGCACAGUAUACAUACACACUUCCAUUCUGUGUGGUGAUGCAGCAAGACAUGACUAUGCUUCCAAGAUUCACCAUGCCCUCUUACUGUGUCCUACUGAAACCAAAGCAACAUUUGGUGUCCACUUUAAAGUAGUAGGAGACUGGACAGAAAGAUUCCGAGAUUUACUACUGCCUCCAUCAAGCCAAGAUUCUGAGAUUCUGCCCUUCAUUCAAUCUAGAAACUACCCCAAGUUAUACAUCGAUGGCCCAUUUGGAAGUCCAUUUGAGGAGUCACUGAACUAUGAAGUUAGUCUGUGUGUGGCUGGAGGCAUUGGGGUCACUCCGUUUGCAUCGAUACUAAACACUCUACUGGAUGACUGGAAACCAUACAAGCUAAGAAGACUGUAUUUUAUCUGGGUCUGCAGAGACAUCCAAUCAUUCCAGUGGUUUGCAGACUUGCUCUAUGUGCUGCAUAACAAGUUUUGGCAAGAAAACAGACCUGACUUUGUGAACAUCCAGCUGUACCUCAGUCAAACAGAUGGGAUACAGAAGAUAAUUGGAGAAAAAUACCACACAUUGAAUUCUAGACUUUUUAUUGGGCGUCCUCGGUGGAAGCUUUUAUUUGAUGAAAUAGCAAAAUGUAACAGAGGGAAAACAGUUGGAGUUUUCUGCUGUGGACCCAGUUCUAUUUCCAAGACUCUUCAUAAUUUGAGUAACCGGAACAACUCAUAUGGGACAAAAUUUGAAUACAAUAAAGAAUCUUUCAGCUAAAACCUUAGGAGACUACUGGGACUCUAAAAAAGGAACAAGUGCAAUUUCUAAGACUUAGAGACUCGGCUGAAUCAGACAGCUAUGCUAUGCCAAAGAAUAUCAAAGUUUUGCUAUUUAUGAUUAUUUAAAAUGAGAAUUCAAAAAGUAUGGCAAAAAUGACAUGGUUAAUCUGCAAGCCAAAGGGGCCCUGAAGAAUAUUUGAUGUGGUGACUCACAUAUUGAUGGGCAAAUUAAAAGAAUGCUGUUAGAUGCACACUGUUGAUUUUUAUGGGAAAUUCAAGAACUCUCUAAUGAGGAGCUGAACUCACUCACUCUGAAGCUGAUAGCCACAGCCCUCUUUAAAUUGUUUUCAGUCGAACAGGUUCAAAGAUUGAACAAAAUUAAAAAUUCAUUGAAACUCAGACUCCAUUUUCUACCUUCUGAAUAAGUGGAGUAGCUUUAAUUUAGAUGGGCUCCAGGCAAACACUUGGAGGUUGAAACUGUAGCACAAAACUUUAUAUCAAUACGGGUAGUUCAUGUCUGCUGCUUCACUACUGACUCUCAUGCCGCCCUGUAGCGUUCCUAGUCUACAUGCUCUCAAGUCUUAUGCCCCUGUGGAUGUCUCACUGACUUUCGUAUUUUUGCAUCUUACCUUCUGUGUAGGAAAAUCUGCUCCCCCUCAGCCAACCUUUGACACAAUGAAACAAUAGAACUGUUUGAUGACAAAUUUGUUCAACUUAGUGCUAUGGCGUAGUAAUGAAAACUGAGAGCAGAGCCCCUUAAGGUGCUGUUUUAAGUUUAUGCUUAGACACCAAAGAGCUUUGUAUCUUGCACGGAACACGGAAGCACAGGACCUCUCUCCACUGACUCCCUUUGUUUUCAGACAAGAGAUAUGGAAUUCAUGUACCUGAAAUGGUACCCUGCUUUGCUUUCUACAAAAGUAGAACUUCAAAUUUUAGUUUAGAAUCACUAAUAUUAUUUUUCACCGUUUGAAACCAUGGUGAGUUAUUAGUUUUAAGUUCCCUGUUCAUGUGAUCCAAUCAGUGUAUGACCUCUCACUAUUUAAUAUUCCCGAAUCAGAAGGAAAAUCUACAUUGCUAACUUAAUAAAGAAGAUAUUCAUACAGUUUAUCCACUUUAGUUUGGUAGAUAACUAUUAAUGCUAUCAAAUAGAACAGAUUGCUGAAAUUCAUACCUUGCCUGAUUCUUGUUAAUCUUUUGUGCAUCACAUGAUAACGAUAAAUGCCAUUAUUAUUUGGCUUUCAUGUGAUUCACCGAUAAAUAGUCAAGCACACUACAACAUCUAGCACCAACGACCACAUUUAUAUUUAGAUACACAUAUUGUUCUUUUAUCCUUGGAACACUUUCUUAUCCCUCCUACGGGCAACGUGCAAUGCUCCUGUAGAUAAAACUGUGGAGACAAAUAAACUACGACAUCUUUGCAAUACUGUCUAGAUGAAAAGGCUUUUCACAAAACACAUAUGGCAAAGAACUCAUAAAAAAGAAACUUGAGUUGGUCCAAGCUUAAUGUGCAAUACUGACUUCUUACUGAUUAUAACGUAUUCAUAUGACUGACUAUGAGAAUCCAUCAGAUUUCGGUAAUUCAGGUCAAACUUUUAAAAAACAAAGAUGAUAUUUCAGACUUGCUUGCUAGGUGGAGUGAACUUCCUUGCCUAGUCUAAAUUCUGGCACAUGUUCAAGCAUCUGCUUGUUAAACAUGGUUUAUGUUAGAACAGGAAUAAGUUAAAGCUUUCUCACACAUAGAGAAGACAGCUUUCCUUUGAAAGAUUGUAUGGUGGCAGAUUUUUCUGUGUAAGCCCUAAAUCGCUAAUUUUGAUGGCAAUAAAUACUAAAAUUAAAA
This is a messenger RNA of Rattus norvegicus (Norway rat), 3913 nucleotides long. NCBI's taxonomy places the organism in Eukaryota, Metazoa, Chordata, Mammalia, Rodentia, Muridae. The record is from RefSeq and is a predicted model, not a curated record.